Molecule: messenger RNA, 1524 nt
Organism: Metarhizium album ARSEF 1941
Lineage: Eukaryota; Fungi; Ascomycota; Sordariomycetes; Hypocreales; Clavicipitaceae
Exons: 1
Coding region: 1-1524 (507 amino acids)
Source: RefSeq, a predicted model, not a curated record
AUGUCCUCCAACCCGUUUCGUAAAAAGGCUCUUGGAACCAUCGACACGGCCCGAGCUAGCUCGCCCAGGUCGAGCAUGCGCAGCGAAGACGUCCAGGCCGGUAACAGGAAGAGCAAGCCCACGAAAAGGGUCCGGGUGCUCUCGCCGCCGCCGCUGUCACCCGAUUCUCCCGAGUGGCCGUUCAAGCCGGUGCCGCCAUCUGACGACGCCUACAGUAAUUCCAAUUAUCUACCGAGCUUUGAUCCGUUCAAUGGUGCCCUGACGGACGAGAGCGAUGGCGAGGGCAUUACCACUCCACCGCCGGGCAAAUACCAGCAUCCGCUCCAGCAGCAGGACGGAAGAUCCGGCGGCAUCCCCACGAAUCCGUUCAACAAGACGCUACAGGACACGACCAGCCCCAGGGACCCGCAAAGGGAGAGCAAAGAGGAAGGAGAGGCACUGAAAGCUGCCAACGAGGGCCGCAAGUCCUUGAACGUUGAUUCGUUCAAGAGGCUGCUCAUGACGGGAGAUGCGGGUCAUGAUACUUUCCCUGCACCAACAGAUGCCGAGGAGGAAGCUAUCAAGAACAUGCCAUCUACGACCCAGACGGAUGCGACGGCCAGGAACCACGCGUACCCAGAGAGCUCGGUGGACUCCUCAGACGAGAAUGAGGACCAGGAAGAAUCAAAGACACGUAUUGUGCCAUCACAACCCCUGAGCAGGGACAAGAAGGCGCCGCCGCCUCCACCAAGCUCCAGACACGGGAAGUCACUCAAGCAGCCAGAAUUGCAAGAUGUAAUGGAGGAUGAUGGGAUUACAACAACGUUGCCAGCAGGGAUAAGCAUGGACCACGACGAACCACCACCACCCAGUCCCGAAGCCCCAAACGUGGCGGGGGGAGAAGCAGAUGCUGGACCGCAAACCGACUCCAACCCGAUUGUCUCGGGCACAAAAAGGCCAGCGCCGGCACCACCUCCGCCGCGCGGCCACGCAAGGACAGACAGCAAAUCCCACGACAACGAGGCUCCUCCGCAACGGACGUCCCCGGACGGCAUGCCCAACAGAUCGGACAACACCCGCUCAACCGGACCUGCUCCGGCGCCCCCUCCGCCUCGACGACCCCAUGCCACUCCCAGACAGACGGGAACCUCGUCGACGAGCACGACAUCCGCCAGCGCCAUACUGGCAUCCUCCUCCACGGACCAAGUACAAGACGCCUCUCGAUGCUCACACGACGGCCCAACUCCCAGCAAAGCCUCACCCGCACCGCCUCCCCCGCCAGCGCGCCAGCCUUCCGGCCGCCGACCGCCCAGCGUGACCGGCGUCGAUGCACCAAGCCGGCGAGUCUCCUCGGAGAACAAAUCUCGCGACGGCGUUCCGCCCCCGCCCCCUCCGCCACGACACUGCGGGAAUAGUCCCAACACGGACGCGCGGAACGCCAGCAGCGAAUCGUACGUCGCCGAUCCGAGCAAGAGCGCGGACAUCCUGGCGGAUCUGGACGCUUUGCAGAGGGAGGUUGAUGCAUUGCGAGGCCAGAUGAAAUAG